Molecule: messenger RNA, 2410 nt
Organism: Morone saxatilis (striped sea-bass)
Lineage: Eukaryota; Metazoa; Chordata; Actinopteri; Moronidae
Product: stress-induced-phosphoprotein 1-like
Exons: 18
Coding region: 205-1884 (559 amino acids)
Molecular function (GO): RNA binding; protein binding; metal ion binding
Source: RefSeq, a predicted model, not a curated record
GUGUGUAGUGACUGCAGGUGUCUUGGUGACUGGACGGGCGGAGCAGCGGCGGACGAUCAACGGGAGAGAUUUCACAUGAAUCGGCAGCCUCACCGGCGAGGUGUCAGCCCCUAAUGAAGCCCGGAGAGUGGUCGUCUCGUCCGGUUGUGACAGUUUAAAGUGCACAGAGCUCCGGGGCCCGGUAAUCCUGGACGGUAAAACCUGAUGAAGCUCACCAGAGAUAUCUGCCGGCUGCUGGGUUUAGGAGGCGGUGAGGAGGAGAUGGAGGUUCAGGAAGGAGCUGAACAGACAGACAGAAGAAAAGACCAAGGCUCAUCACAGCUGAAGCCAAUGCUGAACUGCCUUGAUGCAGUAUCAUUAAUGGCCACUAGAUGCUGGGCUUCAUGGGACUCCAUUCAAAAGGCGAUGCUGAACAGCGAGGAGGGUUUGGAAGAUGAGGAGAGAACAAGAAGGAGAGCGGAGAGGAGGAGAGCGAAAAGGAAAAGGCAGAAAGAACGAAAGAAACUAGAGAGAGAGGAGAGGAUGGAGGAUGCUUCAGAGCAGGAAGAGGAAGUGGCUGGAGCGGUGUCAGACAGUGACAGUGAGGAGGAACUGAAAGAGGAGGAGGAGGAGAAGGAGGAGAAGGAGGAAUGGACCCCCGUUCGGCCCAGAAACAAAUUCAACCCUGAAUCAGUCCCUGCUCUUGUGACGACAGAGAACAAAAGCAACCGCCAGCUGCCCCACAGAACCUCCGAGGAGAACAUGAAUGAAGCUGAAGUACACCACACUUUCCUUGGACCAAGGAAAGAGGACCAAGACCUCUAUUUUAAGGAGCCGGAGUGGGACGUCAGCAGUGCAUUUGUGGCCAAAGCUGCCAGCCACAUCAAACUCAAAGCCCCGAAGAACAGAGCAACACAGAUCUCCAGAGAGAACAAGGAGAAUGAGACCAGGAGCAGCCAGGUGGAGAACAAAAUGAAGAGGAGGGGGGAAUCUCUUACAGUGCAGGGAAUUCAGAUGUUCGAGCAAGGCCAGUACAGCCAGGCAGUGGACAUGUUUACAAAAGCCAUCGACUGCGACCCCAAUGACCACAGGUUUUAUGGGAAUCGAUCUUACUGUUAUUGGUGUCUGGAGCAGUACGGCCCUGCCCUAACAGACGCUCAGAGGUCCAUUCAGCUGGCUCCUGAUUGGCCGAAGGGAUACUUCCGUAAAGGGUGUGCUCUGAUGGGGUUAAAGCGGUACAGUGAGGCAGAGAAGGCCAUAGAGCAGGUUUUGAAGUUGGAUCCGCACUGUAAGGAAGCAUGCAGUAAACUUAAUACCUGCCGGGUCCUGCAGCUCAUGGUGUUGGGCUUUGAGGAAGAGCAGAGUAAACUGCUGCUGGAGAAGUUCACCACUGUUCAGGCGGUCCUCUUGUCACCGGAAGCCAAAACACUGAAGCACACAUCUGAGCUGGACCGGAGUGGGAGCUGUCGCUCUUUGUGGGUUGGGAACAUUACAUUGGAAGUUACAGAGAAAGACCUCUGGGAUCUCUUCAAAAUGUUUGGUGAGAUAGAGAGCAUCAGAGUUCUUCAUGAGCGUUUCUGUGCCUUCGUCAACUUCAAGAAUGCCAACAUGGCUGCCAGAGCCCUGGAGAAGCUGCAGGGGGUGGAGCUGGGGAGCAGCAAGCUGGUGAUGAGGUAUCCAGACCGCUGGGUCCAGCGGACCCUGCCCACCAUACAAAGAACCAACACCAGCAUCGGCUCCACUGCUGCUGCAACACAGCAGAGCUCAGCUGCCGCAGGGCCCAGACGGUGUGUACCCAUAGAUGGCGACAAGUGCUUCUACUGGCGGACCACGGGCUGUUUCUAUGGCGACAAGUGCCGCUUCAAACACAUACCAGACCAACAAGGCCGAGACAAGAAACCAUGACCACCCUAACUGUGUACCCCUACGCUCCCGAGCACAGCACGAAGGCACAAACGGAAGGAUUUACAAAGUAGGAACAGGAACGGGGACAGCGAGAACAGCACUGAGAGCUGAAUGUGUGUCUGAGAAAGAGAGUCAGAUAUGGUGUCUGUGGAUAGCCAAAGUCAGGGGUUGUGACUCUGAUAUAAUGAGGAAUUUCAACCUCAGAGAGACGCUUUAAUAAUAAAUUCAUAACGUUAGGAGGUCCUCAAGGGAAUUUAAUUUAUUGGAAGCUUCACUGAGGAGUUCCUUCGCUCCAUAUGGAUCCUGGAAGACCCUGACAAACACUUGGAUAUUCCUGCUCUGUGGGAAGUAUGUAAUCAUUGCAAGGAUUUGCUUGGACAAAUAGGUUUGGUUGAACCAUGUUGAAAACUCUACCAAAACCCAGUUCUGUGACAAACUUUCUCUUUACUGUUGCAUUGCCUUAAAUUCAAGACUUAUUUUCAUAUCUUUCAAAAAGAGAUAAAAACAAUAAAUCAAUGAAACUACA